This is a messenger RNA of Nannochloropsis gaditana CCMP526, 2790 nucleotides long. RefSeq lists its product as uncharacterized. The annotation marks the transcript as partial. Gene Ontology annotation, cellular component: protein phosphatase type 2A complex. Gene Ontology annotation, biological process: protein phosphorylation; signal transduction. The record is from RefSeq and is a predicted model, not a curated record. The transcript is spliced from 2 exons. Gene Ontology annotation, molecular function: protein kinase activity; protein phosphatase regulator activity; ATP binding.
AUGGUCAUGCACCCGACCUCCUCCCCGCCUGCGCGGGAGGUCGCCUCAACUUCCCUCUUGUGGACUAUGAACGCGGAUGGGUCGCGGGACAUGGAAGAGGAGGAAGAAGAUGAGGUGGCUAGUCCACAGACCCUAUUGCGCCGUAUUCUUUCAUGUGAUUCCUGUGAUAUGACCCUCGGCUUUGAGUCCCUCUCUUUCAACCAGCUCUUGAGUCUGCAGGCAAGCAAUGAAUUGCGAGACUUUGCCGAUGAGUUUGACUCUGUAACAUACGCCUUAUUCUUUAAACUCUUAUGUGCUGCCUGGAAAGAUGGACGACCAGAUGUCGUAUGCAUCACAGAGGGCCUUCUCUCCUACGUGAUGGCCAUGCCAGAGUACAAUUCCCACACUGCCUCGGAGGCAGUCUCUCCUGAGCUCCUGCGUUCCGUCAUCUCCCGUUUUGACGGAGCACCCGAAAAGGAACACGCCUUCCUGCGCGAUUUUUUGCAUUUAUUGUACCGAGAUGCUUUGAAAUUCCGGCCGUUGCUUCGUGCACUGCUCGCACGCUUUCUGGCCGCCUUCAUUCACACCGGGAAGAAAACGAUGGCCGUGGCGCCGGUGCUGGAGGUCCUCGGCCACGUCAUCAAGGGCUUUGCCUCUCCUCUCACCAGCAUUCAUCGCCGCUUAUUUGUGUCCCUUCUCCUCCCCCUCCACGAAAACAACGACAUGUACGAAUGGCGGGACCAGCUCCCCGUCAUCCAGCUCUAUCACGAGCCGCUCGUUUUCUGCCUCACACAGUAUCUGGAGAGAGACCGCGGGUCUUUCGCCCUUCCCAUCUUAAGGCAGCUCUUGAAAAGCUGGCCGGAGAAAUUUGAGAGCAAUUCGGCCAAGGAAGUUCUUUGCCUGCACGAAUUGGGCGCCCUCCUCCAUUAUUUCUCCGAUCACGACUUCGCCGAGGCCCUUCCCCUUCUGCUCCCACGCUUAUCGCACUGCCUCGCCUCCGAUCACAGCCGUUGUGUGGAAAAGGCACUGAUUCUCUGGAAGGAUGAGGCGAUGGUUGGCUUUACUAUGCGAUUUGCCUCUCAAGUGAUCCGCGCAUUGUUCCGGAGCGUGUACCGCGACGGCGAGAAACACUGGAACGUGACAGUGAACAAGAUGAGGGUCUUGGUCUUAAAGACAUUCCAAGAGGCCGACGGGGACGUGUUCGCGGAGGUGGCAAGCAGAGAGGGUAGUAGGAGGAGACGAGAGGACGACGGGCGGGACAAAGGCGAGGGAGUAGGGAAGAAAGCGACUCCCGCAGUGUCGUCCAGCGCACACAUGCCUCCUCCGCCCCGCGCCCCGGCCUCCCUGUACGCGCAAGACGCAGCAGGAUGGAAACCUCCACGUCGCACAUCUGCCACCGUCCCUGGAGGACAGCGGCGGCAGCCCCCGGUGACUAUCACGGGAAUGGCGCCCUGGACCAAGCGCGAGGGCGUGCCCUCUGAUCGACUGCGGGGGCGUCUGGAGCAUUGGGGGCGUCAACAGCAGCCGCAGCCUCCGGUGGUCGUCACAGGCGUGGCUCCCUGGGCGAUGGACUCCAAUGUCGGGUACCUCGGGCCUGGGAGGACGGUCGAGGGCGGCGGCAAGAGCAGGAAUAUGGGCCAACGAAGAUUGUCGGCACAGCCACCCCCUCGGACCAGCUUGCCCCCCCCGUGGAGCAGCCAGUCCGACAGCCCCCUGUCGCAGCCGAUGGAAGAGUCUGACGGAAGACGGGGGCAAAUUGACGCAGUUUUGGAAGAGGAGGAAGGAGAGGCAGAAGAUGGGUUGAGGGAGGUGGAGGGGGAGGUAGGAAUGGGGCGGGGAGGAAGGCUUGCGUCAGAGGGGGGGGGCCCUAGGACUUCGCAGGCCACCACGAACACGCGCAGCAAGCCGAUAGAUCCAGACGGGUCCACUGCACGGGGCUCGACAAUCCACGCCGCCCUCGAAGGCGGGAGGGAGGGCCUCGAGCGUGUGCUGGGCUUUAUGGAGGAGUUCCGACCGGCCUCUUCCUCGGAGGGGCAAGCCUGGUACAAGCUGCAGUUGGAGCCCACGCCCACGUUGCUCCCAGAGAUGCGGUUCCACGACCUGGUUUUCGGCCAUGACUUGGGAUCGGGUGCCUUUAGCACGGUGCGGUACGCCCGGCACGUGACCAAGGACAAGACGAGGAGCGACUGGGCGGAGUUCGCCGUGAAAGUCAUUGACACCGCGCGCCUGGUCGAGCUGGGGUAUGAAGCAUGUGUGAACCGAGAAAUCGCGGUCUUGCGCCUCUUGUCCCACCCCGGGAUUGCUCGGAUGGUUUCUUCCUUCCGAUGGCGCGACGGCGUGUAUCUGGUCUUGGAGUACGCGAGUAAAGGUGACUUGCACUCCUACUUAGUCGCCCGCGGCUCCCUGGACGAGGACUCGGUGCGUUUCGUGGCAGGGGAGGUGGUGGCCGCCCUGUGCUCCGUGCAUGAGGCCGGCUUUGUCUACGGUGAUUUGAAGCCGGAGAACGUGGUGAUCACCGAAUCGGGACACGUGAAAGUCACCGAUUUUGGUGCCUGUCGCCCUCUCACGCCAGCGGCUCGGGCUACUUUGCGCGCCAGUCGUCACGCGAUUCAGCAGCUCCGGGAUGGAGACUGGCGUUCGGCAAAAGGCUUGGUUGCGGCGGGAGGAGAGAGGACUGGCAUGGGGAACGAAGUAGGUCCACAGGCAGUGCAGCCACCCGGGGGAGGCGCGGAAGGCAGGGGCAGAGGCCCUGAAGGAGGCCAGGGUAGCCCCCCGAGGAGCCCCGAGGAGCAUGGGCAGGACGGGGGGGGG